Molecule: messenger RNA, 234 nt
Organism: Boeremia exigua
Lineage: Eukaryota; Fungi; Ascomycota; Dothideomycetes; Pleosporales; Didymellaceae
Exons: 2
Coding region: 1-234 (77 amino acids)
Source: RefSeq, a predicted model, not a curated record
AUGCCUCACUCCAAGACACCCGGCCAGUCGAACGCGGCUUCUGACAAGUUCAACAAGGCUCAGGCUGAAGCGAAGGGCCUUGGCGCAUCCAAUGCACCUGCCGCAAAGGAGCUCAGCAAGCCUGGCGAGGCCCCUGUAGCCAGCGACAGCGGGAAUUCAAACGUCGGCGUUGACCCCAGCGCGAAUAAGCCUGGUGAGGAGGGCAUUGGUGGACCCAACUAUGGUAGCAGGUAG